AUGUACUCCACCGGAGCCAAGACUCUCAAGAUUGGUCUUAUCCCCGGAGACGGUAUUGGCCGAGAGGUCAUCCCCGCUGGCCGAAAGAUUCUCGAGAACCUGCCGUCCAACAAGCUCAAGUUCGAGUUUGUUGACCUCAAGGCCGGCUUCGAGCUCUUCAAGCAGACCGGAACCGCUCUGCCCGACGAGACCGUCGACGAGCUGCGAAAGUGUGACGGUGCCCUCUUUGGUGCUGUCUCCUCUCCCACCACCAAGGUCGCAGGCUACUCCUCUCCCAUUGUCGCUCUGCGAAAGAAGAUGGGUCUGUACGCCAACGUGCGACCCGUCAAGGCCGUCCAGGCCACCGACAAGAAGGUCGAUCUCGUCAUUGUGCGAGAGAACACUGAGGAUCUGUACAUCAAGGAGGAGCGUGCCUACGAGCAGGACGGCCAGAAGGUGGCCGAGGCCAUCAAGCGAAUCACCGAGCGAGCCACCGACAAGAUCGCCACCAUCGCCACCAAGAUCGCUCUGCAGCGAGAGCAGGUUCGAAAGCUCGAGGGCGGUAAGCUCUUCCACGAGAAGCCCAUUCUGACCAUCACCCACAAGUCUAACGUGCUGUCCACCUCCGACGGUCUCUUCCGAGAGGUUGCCCGAGCCUCCGCUGAGAAGGAGCUCAAGGCCGAGGGCGUCUCUGCUGAUGCCAUCAUCAUCAACGAGCAGAUUGUUGAUUCCAUGGUUUACCGACUGUUCCGAGAGCCUCAGUUCUUCGACGUUGUGGUUGCCCCCAAUCUGUACGGAGACAUUCUGUCCGACGGAGCCGCUGCCCUCGUCGGCUCUCUGGGUGUUGUCCCCUCUGCCAACGUUGGCGACGACUUUGUCAUUGGUGAGCCCUGCCACGGCUCUGCCCCCGACAUCGAGGGUAAGGGUAUUUCCAACCCCAUUGCCACCAUCCGAUCCACCGCUCUGAUGCUGGAGUUCCUUGGCUACCCUGAGGAGGCCGCCAAGAUCUACAAGGCUGUCGACGCCAACCUGGUUGAGGGCAAGCUGCUUUCUCCCGAUCUCGGAGGAUCUGCCUCUACCGAGCAGGUCACUAACGAUAUUAUCUCCAAGAUGAACUAG
Molecule: messenger RNA, 1098 nt
Organism: Yarrowia lipolytica CLIB122
Lineage: Eukaryota; Fungi; Ascomycota; Dipodascomycetes; Dipodascales
Biological process (GO): L-lysine biosynthetic process; isocitrate metabolic process; tricarboxylic acid cycle
Cellular component (GO): mitochondrion
Molecular function (GO): NAD binding; homoisocitrate dehydrogenase activity; isocitrate dehydrogenase (NAD+) activity
Source: RefSeq, a predicted model, not a curated record